This is a messenger RNA of Anolis carolinensis (green anole), 8039 nucleotides long. RefSeq names its product SH3 domain containing ring finger 3 (gene sh3rf3). The record is from RefSeq and is a predicted model, not a curated record. Bases 143 to 2905 code for a protein of 920 amino acids. Gene Ontology annotation, molecular function: protein binding; ubiquitin protein ligase activity; metal ion binding. NCBI's taxonomy places the organism in Eukaryota, Metazoa, Chordata, Lepidosauria, Squamata, Anolidae. Gene Ontology annotation, biological process: protein ubiquitination; positive regulation of proteasomal ubiquitin-dependent protein catabolic process; positive regulation of JNK cascade. The transcript has 10 exons.
GGCGCGCAGAGCAAGGAAGGGAGCAAGGAAGGAAACAGGUGCCUCCCAGCCUGCCGCUCCUGCCUGGGGGGCCAUGGGGGCGCCCCAGUGAAGCGGGGAAGGCGCCCACCUCUUGUCCCUCGCUGGCCAUGCUGCCAGGCCCAUGCUGCUAGGGGCGUCCUGGCUGUGCUCCUCCAAGGCGGCCGCCGCGGAGAAGCGGGCCGCGGAGGAGAGGCGGCGGCGGCGGGCGGCUUCGGCUCCCGGGGCGGCGGCGGGAGGAGGAGGAGGCGGCGGCGGUGGCGGCGGGGGCUUCGCGUCCCCCCCGUUGUGCUCCUCGGCCGCCUCCUCCUCCUCCUCCUCGGCCAUGGACGAGUCCUCCUUGCUGGACCUGCUGGAGUGCUCGGUGUGCCUGGAGCGGCUGGACACCACGGCCAAGGUGCUGCCCUGCCAGCACACCUUCUGCCGCCGCUGCCUGGAGAGCAUCGUCAGCUCCCGCCACGAGCUGCGCUGCCCCGAGUGCCGCAUCCUGGUGGGCUGCGGCGUGGACGAGCUGCCCGCCAACAUCCUCCUCGUCCGCCUCCUGGACGGCAUCCGGCAGAGGCCCCGCGGAGGGAGCGCGGGAGGCAACGGCGGCAGCAGCGGGGCAGUCCCGCCGGGAAGCCCCUCGCCCCGCGGCUGCAGCCACGCAGGCACCGCCGGACCCGCAGCAGCAGCAGCAGCAGGAGGAGGAGGGAGCGGCGCGGCCCCUGCCGCCAACCCCGGCGGAUCCCCGAGCGUGGCCUUGGCCGCCGCCUCCGCCGCCGCCAGCCUCCGGGAACUGGCCGCCCUCAGCCGCACCAGCGCCCUGCUCAAGAAUUCCUCUCAGCUUCCUUAUGGAAAAGCUCUCUAUGCUUAUGAAGGAAAAGAGCCAGGUGAUCUGAAGUUUAACAAAGGAGAUAUUAUUAUACUGCGGCGAAAAGUAGAUGAAAAUUGGUAUCAUGGGGAACUCAAUGGAAAUCAUGGCUUUUUCCCAGCAAGUUAUAUCCAGUGUAUCAAGCCCCUUCCACCAGCUCCACCUCAAGGCAAAGCACUUUAUGACUUUGAAAUAAAAGACAAGGAUCAAGACAAGGACUGUUUGACUUUCACGAAGGAUGAAAUUUUGACUGUCAUCAGGAGAGUAGAUGAUAAUUGGGCAGAAGGAAUGCUGGGAGAUAAAAUUGGAAUAUUUCCUAUUCUCUAUGUGGAGCUCAACGAAUCAGCUAAGCAACUUAUUGAGACGGACAAGACCAAUCUAGCUGCUGGCAGCGAUGUCCCCUUGCCAGCAGACACUAACCUGGCAAUAAACACAGUCCAGUGCUGUACCCUGAACAGUGCUGGAGCAGUCAGUGCCAUUCAGCGGCACAUUGACGGCAAGAAGAACACCAAGAAGCGCCACUCCUUCACGGCUCUGAGCAUGACACACAAAUCUUCUCAGGCCAUGAAUAACAGGCAUUCCAUGGAGAUUAGUGCCCCUGUCCUGAUCAGCUCAAGUGACCCCCGUGCAGCUGCCAGAAUUGGAGAUGUGACUCAUCUCUCAUCUAGUGCUCCAGUCCAGGAUUCUGCUUCAGCUGGAUCUGCAACCAUGGCUGGACCCAGAAUGAGUGCAAUUACUGGGGAUCAGGGAACACCACCAAAGGUCCAGCUACCUCUCAACAUCUACUUGGCAUUGUAUGCAUACAAACCCCAGAAGACUGAUGAAUUGGAACUGCGUAAGGGUGAAAUGUAUCGUGUUAUUGAGAAGUGUCAGGAUGGCUGGUUCAAAGGGACAUCGUUGAGAAAUGGUACUUCUGGUGUCUUUCCAGGCAAUUACGUUACUCCUGUUUCCAGGGUUCCUGCAGGCGCUGGUCAGUCCAGGAAUUUACCAGGAGGCUCUCCAACAGCCAAAGGUUCUUCAGGAGCUGUUCACCCAGGAAGCCCAGCUCUUACAAACUGUGUGACCGUUGUCAGGCCUGCCGUUCCGAUCACUUCACCUCCCACACAGCCCCAAGGAUCAGUAGCCUCGCCUCAGAUGAAUAACUGCGCUCGGUAUUCCCCACAGCAAGCAGGCAUCCAAUCCCGCAAUUCUGCUCAAAUGGUAGUGCACCCUUCAGUGCAAGCACAGGACCGGCCUACAGCUACUGUCUCACCAUUGAGAACCCAGAAUUCCCCAUCUCGUCUCCCAACAACUGUGGUCAGGCCACACUCUGUAGUAUCUCCUCAGCACGUCCACCACUCCCCUGUACAUGUCAUCUCUGGAGCCAGGCCCAUAAUUCCUCUCACAUCAGCAGCAGCAGCCAUCACUCCUCCCAAUGUCACUGCAGUCAAUCUGAAUGGAGAAGUAGGAAAUGGGCCCAUCAGUAGCCUGGUCACUUGCAGUCCAACCAACACAGCCUGCAAAGCAGAUGAGAGAAAAAACGAAAAGAAAGAAAAGAAAAGCGGACUGCUGAAACUUCUAGCAGGAGCAUCAACAAAAAAGAAAUCACGUUCCCCUCCAUCGAUGUCGCCAACACAUGACCCUUUGGCAAUGGUGGAAGGCAUGCUGCAGGGUGCUAUUGGACCAGAACUGUCUUCUCUCUCUAGCCAUGGAAGGGCCGGCUCCUGCCCAAUCGAAAGUGAAAUGCAAGGAGCGAUGGAGAUGGAACCUCUGCACAGAAAGACAGGCUCCUUGGAUUUGAAUUUUUCUAUUCCUUCUCCCAUAAGGCAGCUGCCACCCUCCAUGGCUGCCAUCCGUCCAGAACCUAAGCCAUUGUUUCGGGAAAGGUAUCGUGUUGUGGUUCCCUAUCCCCCGCAAAGUGAAGCUGAGAUUGAACUGAAAGAAGGCGACAUUGUUUUUGUCCACAAGAAGAGGGAAGAUGGUUGGUACAAAGGGACAUUGCAGCGGAACGGUAGGUCAGGCCUCUUCCCUGGAAGCUUUGUGGAGAGCUUCUGAGGGCCUUCCAUUUGGGACCUUGAGAGACCUUUCAGAAGGAAUUCCAUAGCACAAAACAAAGCCAACAGCAAAGGGAAACUUUCCACUGCCAUAAUAAGAACUGUAAUUAUUAUUUCCAAAGACUCUCUGGGCUCUUUGAUAUUCAGCCCUGGAGACGAGAUCUCUUGCUGUGCUUUCAAACCCACAUACAGUACAUACAGCAGUAUGUUGGAGCAGUGCCUUCUACUUGGAAUCAAAGACUAAGAGGACACACAUUCGGGUUGUUAUCUAAACUGAAAUCCAGCCACUAUACUUUGUGUAAAUGAUAGAGAAAAUAUGUUUUAAAAAGAAUUACAAAAACGCAUUAUAUUGCUGUAAUUUAUUUGUCUGAGCUGCAGUGUUCUUAUUACUGGCCUAUGCAAGAGGGGAUUUGAGUUUCAAGAGGGGAGCAAGGGGACUCUUGAGGAAUUAACUAGUUUGUUUUCCUAGGUGAGCGGAAGGAAACAAGCAGAGGACACAAACCCCAAUUAAAUCUACACAAUUUCUAGCUAGACAGAACUAGCAUAAAUAAUCUCUAGCAUUCCUUUCUGUAGAUACCUCAACAAUAUUCUGCUUAUGACCACCAGGGAAGAGGCUGGGAGAGGAUAGCUCCCAACCUUAAAGAACUCAGUCAUGUCAACUAUUGUCUUACAUAGGAUUCAGCUUGCUAACAUUAGGAGAGGGAUUCUGCUUUUCCCAACCCUUCCUGAAAGCCUAAUCUGAUGCUAAGCAAAGGAUCCCAUGACUAACUCAGACUGACCAGGGGACAUUCAGCUGUGCUUUCUCUCUGGCCACCAUAUCUCUAAUGCUUGUAUUAAUCAGUCCUCCAUCUUACCAAGACAUCCCUUGGAGGGCACACUCAUGCCAGAUGGACCUUCAGCACUAUAUAAAUUUCAAUUUUCUGAGGGAACCUUUUUUUUCUUUAUGUCCAUCUUCUUGCAGCAUGUUGCAUUUUGCUUAUUGCUUUACUAUAUCAGUAUUUCAGCUAGGAAGGCACUUUCCUGGCAAUCUAAUUUUCUAAAGCAAGGAAUGAAGUUCAUUAUAUAUCCCAUAUAAAUAAGAAAAAUCUUACUUUGCAGACAUAUGGAACUGCUUUUCCUUUUAAAGAAGUUUAUAGCAUUAGCUUUUUUUACUCUCAAUCUAUACCUGAUGAAAUGGUCUAUGAAAGCUUAUGCUGCAAACAUCUUUCACUUAAGUCUCAGAGAGGCUACAACAUCCCUUAGUAUUUUAGCAGAAGAAUAUCUGGACACCUUUUUUGUUUGCCUCCUCUCAUGUAAGGCCAUAGUGUGGGCUGUGAAAUAGCUUUAACAUGAAAAGAAGACACCUUUUAUAAUGAGAGGGACCUUUUUGGACUUUACCCUGUACCAUUUGCUAAACAAGCUUCUAUUGGUAGACUCAAAAUACCUACAUACUUCUUUACCAAGUGAGUAAACAGUAUUGUUAUAUUUAUUUUGUAUCAUUUAUUUUAGCAAAUGUCAGACUCCUGGAUUUUGCUGCUUGCUACAUGCAACUAGAUAGAGAUAAAAGUUUUGUGGGAUACUACUAAAUAUAGUGUGUUCCUCAUGCACAAAAAUAUUGUGUCAGAACAAAACCUCUUCAAAGCACAAGACUUUGUCUAGACUGUGAUAAUUGCUGGAGAUUUGGGAACUAUUCCAGGAGGAUUCAUGUUAAUUGACUUAUACAUGGCAAUAAAAAGAACACUGCAGGUUCCUACAAGCACAGAACAUUGGAAUUUUUAUUUCUCGUUUUCUUAAUCUCAAAAAGAAAAGGUUGUAAUUACCACUACCUGUAUUAACUUGUAAUUUGUUACUGUAGAAAUGUAUAUUUCUGAACGCUGUAUGGUUUUCUAACCUUGGUCAAGCUACAUAAUAUAAAAAUAUUUCAGGCAAUAGAAACUUCCAGAUACCAGGAACUCAACAAUGCAAUAAAUAGGAAGUCAGAAAAUAACCCUAUAAUAAGUCAAGUGGUGACAUCCAUUAACAUUUUUAUAGGAGGUGGAAGGGUACGUAGUUUUAGCCAUGUGUGCACUCAGCCUCAUUCAGGCAGUGUGCACUAGAGAUGUCACCCCAAAUAUAGAAAUAUAGAAAUGUAUGAUUACUCUGCACAAGGUAUGUUUUUUUCCAAAUCACAUGAAAAAGGCAGCUACUUGAUACACACACCAUUGCUUCUUCAGAAGGCACAGAGUCAUCAUUUUGGGCUCUACAUUUGUCAAUGCCACCAAAUUAACAGUCUCAGCAAGCUUUUUCUGAUGGCACUGACUCUGCAGGUAGGUACUUGUACAUGAACAUCUAUUGCAGUGUUGUUGGCUGCAUCCCGGGGAGGCAAUGAUUUAGUAGCCAAAAUGCUCAGAAGUGGGAUUAUACAGACAAUUUGUUUAAUUAUUUUUGCAAAAAGAAAUGAAUGCAAGAAUGCACUACAUAUUUAAAUGACCCAGGAGUUUUUGUGGUACAAAGGUUAAUACGGUGAUGUGUGCAAGAAGUAAAAGUGAGUUCAAUGGUAUAUUAGCUGUCAUUCUUGUAUCUCGUUUAUAUAAUCAUAAUACCACCCCAUGUAUAGGAUCCAGCUCUAGCCAGAACAUUUUAGAGCUUUUGCCAAGGAGGUGGUUUUUAUCCCAGUCUUCCCCCCCAAAGAGGAAAUCCCAGCUCUUUUGAAGUGGAUUCCCUUAUUUUCAUUUCCUUCAAGUCCUGCAUCAUAGAAGUGACAGAUGAUCACUCCUGUACAUGACUGUUCUGAGGAAUUUCAGAAUAGCGUUUACCUUUCUGGUAUUCUCUGAUGGAGAGGAGAGAAUCUGACACCAAUCCUGCUAGAUGUCCUCUGCAGUAUUGGAACUAAUUUUCCCUUAACUUGACCUGAAGCACUGACUAUGGGACAUCAGGCAAUGUCAAUAUGCCUAUAUUCAGUCUCUCUCUCUUUGUGUGCUCAUCCUUUUCAAAAUUCUGACAUGUUCUUGCCAAAGCAUAUUUUUUUAAACGACAUAGAUUUCAGUGCAGUUGUUUAAAGUACCUGAGGCGAACCACACACAACACACUGUUGUAUGCAAGAGUGCCAUACCUUAAAAAAGGAAAGGAAAGGCAAUCCAGGAAGGGCAGCUUUAAAGGGGAGAAGUGGAAUUUACCCACUUUGCUUGUUGUCUAGCUCCCCUUCCAAAACUCAACUUUUUUUAUCAUGUCAGAAACAAAUUGAGAACAUACUGCAAGUCACUUCUGGUGUGAGAGAAUCGGCCAACUUCAAAGACAUUGCCCAGGGGACACCUGAAGGUGUUACCAUCCUGCAGGGGGCUUCUUUCAUGUCCCUGCAUGGGAAGCUAUUGCUGACAGAUGGGAUCACACCCCAUGUCACGGAUUUGAACCACCAACCUUCAGGUCAGCAGUUCAUCCGGCACAAGGGUUUAACCCACUGCACCAUUGCGGCUCCUCAUUUACAUGAACUUGGGGCCCCUUUGAGGAGGGGCAAAAAAAGCCGCUUAGGAGACUGAUUUAGAAUAGAGAAACUGGAGAAAGGAUAAAGGUUGAAGGCUUGCUACUUCCUUACUUUAAAGUCCUCUUCCUGGAUUUUUUUACUUUUUAUUUUAAUGCAUGGAAUUACUUUUUGCAUAUCUUUGCAUGUGACAUAAUUUGAACUGCACCAUGUCUUGAGGAAAUCCCCUGGACUUUUUACUUCCAGAAUGGAAAUCUCUAUGAUUAGCAUUAAAAAGUGUCAUUAUUUCCCUCCCAGGGAGAUAAAAGGGAAAUGGAUGUCAAACAAUCUCACUAGCAGGGAACUUAACAUUACAGAGUCUCCUCCUGACUUCAUAUUAGGUAAGAAACAAAGAGAGGAGGCAGAGGAAGGAGAAUUCUUGCUUCUUAUUGUUUGGACCAAACCAAAGGUGGCAUUUCUGCAGCAUGAGCUAGAAAACAUUCCUCUGCCAAGUUAACACUGAGAACAACAGCACACUGAUUUGACCAACUCAUCUGAUUAUUUUGUUUAAUUGAAUCCCACUUAAUUUUACACCUUAUAAUUGAUGUUCUCUCUAGUGAGCCCAUUUUGCCAUAGUUGCAAUAACCACCAAUCAGUAAGAAGGUGUCCAACAUAAUAAGCAUAUAUUACAGUGGAUGACAGAGAUCAAGAGCUUAACUACAGUUAAUUUCAGUCUUGUGUUUUCUGGAUGAUUACAUCCCCAUACAAAAUAUGACAAAAUACUUUUUGAAACUGAGUUGAGCAUCAAAAGAAACUCCAGUUUAUGACACGACAGCAGAGGGUAAGGUUCAACAAAAGGAUAGAAAUCCUACCUGUUAUACCUGUAGCGCUUUGAUGAGCUAAAUGACAGCUCUUUUCUUGAAAUGGUUUCUUCAUUGUUCUCAGAAUAUGUAACAGCAGGGAAUCAUUGUUCUUGUACAAUGCAUUUAAUUGGAUGUAUAAGCAGCACUCACAUCAUAGUUGCACACAACAGGUUAUCAUUUGCCAGAAACAUUAUUGCUAGUGUUGUUUGGUGAAAACUGCUGAGCAUCUCUGUAUCACAGUGUUAAUUCAUGAGCUCUACAAGGACAAAGUUUGAAACACAUAGAAUGAUACAGAUAUCUGUUAGGAAGUCAGUUUCCAAAGGCAAUCAGGAUCCCCCACCUCCCACAUUAGGUGCUAUCAGUCACACUUGAUUAAGAGUUUCUAUUUGAUGUUCUGAAAACAUUUGUUGUUCUCAUUCAUCAUGGCAGCUUGGAGUAGUUUCCUGUGGUUGAUCGGCCCCACAUCAGUAGCACAAAUCCAGAAAGCAAAGGCAAGGCAACAACUCCAGAGAGGGACCUCUGGCUAUACAGGAUGCCACGGGAAGGAUCCAUUGGUAAAGUGCAUUCAAAGGACAGAAAGCAGGGGGCGGAGGGGGGAGCGUGUGUGCAUGUGUGCAUUUCUUAUGACAGAAAACUGCAACAAAAUUGUCCUGGCAGCCUUGUUUUGUAAAAUGCCAGAUUUAUUGUACUGGAAAAGGUUUCUGCUAACCCUUUGUACUUUGCACAGUUCAGAGAAAGGUUUUGUUACACAUGAAUGUUAACGUAUCGUUUAAAAAACGUCAAUGGUUAUUAUGAAUACAAAUGAUCUUCAGUGACUGUGUUUUCUCAUUCUUUCAAUAAAAUAACCAUCAAUGUAA